Messenger RNA from Monosiga brevicollis MX1, 774 nucleotides. RefSeq lists its product as uncharacterized. Gene Ontology annotation, cellular component: endoplasmic reticulum membrane. The transcript is spliced from 6 exons. NCBI's taxonomy places the organism in Eukaryota, Choanoflagellata, Craspedida, Salpingoecidae. Gene Ontology annotation, biological process: protein folding. The annotation marks the transcript as partial. The record is from RefSeq and is a predicted model, not a curated record.
UUGGGCGUCGUGCUCUGGGCGGUGGUGGUGGUGUUGGCAAUGGGGGUUGAGGGACGCCGAACGGCUUUGCGGGACAUGUAUUGUGGCGAAGCGGACUGUUACUCGAUCCUCAACCUUGAGCGUGAUGCGACUGCGCGUGAAAUCAAAAAGGCCUAUCGUGCCUUGGCCUUGCUCCAUCAUCCAGAUCGCAGCAAUCCCGAUGCAGAGCAACGUUUUCAAACAAUCGCUGUGGCCUAUGAGACCCUGCGUGACGAGGAUGUUCGCCGCGAUUAUGAUUACUACUUGGAUCAUCCCGAGCAAGCGCUGCACAACAUGUAUCGCUACUAUCGACACGUCCAGGUGCCCAUGACCCCCAUCGUUGUCGGCGUGAUCCUCUUUAUCAGUACCUUGCAAUAUGUCAGCCAGCAUACGCGCCACUCCUUUGCGCGGCGGGCCAUCACCUACGACACCAAAAAGCGCCAGCAGAUCAAACGUGAGCUUCACGACGAGCUCAAGGAUAUGACUACCAAGGUCCGUGCGUGGUGGCCCGAGCGCAACGCACGGGUGGACGAGGAAAUCGUCUCACGUGUUCGGUUCACUGGGGCCCAUGCACCCCCAGACAUCUCGAAGCUCCUUGCCGUUCAAAUUCUGCUGCUUCCCAAAACUCUGCUAGAUUAUGGCUUGUGGCAGUGGCGUUGGUAUCAAAAGUACACGCGUGGACAGGAGGAGUAUGCCGAUGAAGACAAGCUCUACUUGAUGUGCCGACACCUGCACAUGCCGCGCGCGCGCUUUGAG